GUAGCUUUGAAUGAACGAAACUAUUGUUUUUUCCGACUUAUAUCGGCAAAACAAACAAACAAACAAACAAACGCCAAUGUAAGAUGUUGGCGCGCGCAUGGCCGUUUCUUCCCUGAGGUGAGGUUUCCCUGGCAACACGCAAUCUUCUUUAACAAUGUUCUGUGAUUUGCGCUCGUCCACACAUGAAGCCACAACAAAAAGUUAUUCAUUCAAUCAUCAUGAGAUUACAAACUAAAUGUGGAUGGAUGGUGUAAAUGACGUGGAGCUCCAUGAGCUCAGGCCCUCAGGACAUGGCGUAGAAAACACUUCCUUCCACGAUGAGGAAGAUGAAGCUCGGGUAUCUGUUGUUAAUUCCAGGAAAAGUCAACAUUUUUCCUCGCGCAGUGGAAGUGGAAUAAGUUCUCAGAUUUGUCAAGGAAAUGUUCACUCAGAUGAAGAACAAGAACGAGUGUAUGAAGAACGUCCUGUGGAUUACAGCUUCAUGUUGGCACUGGUAUUUCUCGUUAGUGGAAUUGCUUUAGUCAUCAUUGCAUACGCCAUACCAAGGGAGGCUCGAAUCAAUCCAGAUCAGGUUACAGCACGGCAGAUGGAAAGGUUAGAGAUGUACUAUGCACAGCUUGGUGCACACCUUGAUAAGUGCAUAAUUGCUGGACUUGGCUUACUUACUCUGGGUGGGAUGCUUUUGUCCAUUCUGCUAAUGGUUUCUCUGUGCAAAGGUGAGCUUUAUUACCGUAGAACUUUCGCCAACUUGAGGAGACCCAUGAAGUCAUAUGGUUCCAUAAACAUGAGGAUGGGACAGUUAGCAUCUGAAAAUGGCAGAGAACAUAUCAUGGAGUGUGAUUCAAGCACUGACACUCCGGAUGCACUGAGUCCUGAAGGAAUGCAACAUCUACAGCAAACUCAGUAGCACAAGCUUACAGUGCCUGCCACUCAACUAGCUGAAUCCCAAAUGGCUGCUUUCUGUACUUCCUAUAGGCUGUAAGUACACUAUGAACAUGUUUAGAUGAAAAGACUCUCUAUGAAAGUUACCAGAUAUUGACUUAUUUAUUCCAUAUUUAUUUAUUCCAUUCCUUGGCAGGCUUUUAGGCAUUUUUUUAGUCUUAGCUGAAAUAAUACAAGAUUAAUCUGAAAAAGAAUACAAGAGCAUUGAAUAUAUGAAACAGUCCAUGAGUCCCCUUCUUGAGUUUUUAAAUAGAUUGGUUUUCUUCUUUAUUCUUCUUCUAAGACACACAAUUCGGAAUAUGAGUCUUAAAUUUUCAUUGGUAAAUGAGUUUACAUAGGUAUAUUAAGUUAGAUAGACAGAUAAACUCUGCAUUGCUGUGGUCCUGAAAUAGUUCCCAUGUGCAGUGACCUUACACCAGGUGUUAGAUUCUGUGUUACCAGUGGUAGGGUUAACAUCUAAACUCUCUGCCUCUUGUACUGUAACUUGCUAUCUAUCUCUAGUAGUGUUUAGGACCUGCAUUGUCAUUCUAUAAUCUUACAAGUGUUACAACAUAGACUAUUCACACAUUGGCAGGCAGCACAGCACAGUGUGGUAGAAGUGAAUUAUUUGCAAAAUUUGUUUAAAAAUAACAAUUAUGGUGGAUGACACAAGCAAUACGUGCUGUACGCAAAGGUGUCAUGCUAAAGUUAAGUACUGUGCUAAUAGAACUAGCAUACAUGCCCGUAUUGCUUAACACCAUCCUGGUCUAGAUGAGAAACCUAAACCUGUUACUAGCUGCCAAUAAUGCACACUAGACACAAGUUUAAACAGGAAUCCCCCACAAUUCAGAAGAAUAAAGCUAUUCACAACAUCAGUUGUCCAUUGCAUGUGCAAAGAUAGGACAUAUCAUCUUUCUUAAUAUACAGGUUUUCGAAAAAGGAUUUUCACUUUAGAGCUAUGGCACAUUAUACUUGUAGCAUCGAGAAGUUUUUCUCAUCUGCAGGUCAUUUUAUCACAGAACACAAUUUUACACCAGCGAAUAUGGACCAGCUCUUGUUUUUUCACCUUCAAACUUAACUAACUCUAAACACUAACUUAAUGUAAGCUGUGCUAU
Molecule: messenger RNA, 2036 nt
Organism: Clarias gariepinus (North African catfish)
Lineage: Eukaryota; Metazoa; Chordata; Actinopteri; Siluriformes; Clariidae
Gene: tmem74b
Product: transmembrane protein 74B
Exons: 2
Coding region: 236-907 (223 amino acids)
Source: RefSeq, a predicted model, not a curated record